UUGCAAUUAUAAUUUUUGCGGUAGUCCCUACAGGAGAAGGUUCGAGGCGUGGUGGGUUUAAGAGCUUUAAUAAGCUGUUCGAUUGCUUGUUUCAGUCCGUCACAGAGACUUGAGAAUAAUAAACUCAUCCAUCGACGUGGGACUGAGAGCAAGUUAUGGAUAAGCAGAAAACUGAGGCCUUUCUGAGGCUUUGUUCAAUUUUAAUCUUUGUGUUGGCGGGAUGCUUAGUUCGAUUCGAUACUCAAACCAAGUUCAUAAUCUUUUCUAAGAGAAAAAUUACGUUCAAGGAUUUGAAUGCUCUCCAAGCUUUGGUUUAUGCUGCUUUCGGGGCUGCGGGAUAUAAUCUUCUUCAAUUGAGUAGAUGCACUUUCUUUAUAAUUUGCUUUCAUGGAAAUUUGUCAAAGAGUUCUUACAGAUAUCUUGCUUGGAUUUGUUACUUGUUGGACCAGUUAGUGGUUUACCUUACAUUUGCGACCAACUCAACAGCAAUUGAGCAAUCAAUGCUAGUAGUAACAGGGAUGAAGGAAUAUCAGUGGGCAAAAUGGUGCUACAAAUACACAAGAUUCUGCUUCCAGAUCGGGGGAGCCAUUUUCUGUUCCUAUGUUGCUUGUUGUCUUAUGGCUUUUACAACCUUCCUCUCUGCCUUCAAUUUGUUUCGGCUCUAUUCCCCCAACAAGUUCCUCUGCUUAAAAAACGCAUGAGGCUCUUUUUAUUUGUAUUUGAAUAUUGUAUGAGUUAAGAGUCUCAUUAAUAAGACAUCUAAUGUCACAGUCCUUAGUUGGA
This is a messenger RNA of Mangifera indica (mango), 783 nucleotides long. RefSeq names its product CASP-like protein 2C1. NCBI's taxonomy places the organism in Eukaryota, Viridiplantae, Streptophyta, Magnoliopsida, Sapindales, Anacardiaceae. The transcript has 3 exons. The record is from RefSeq and is a predicted model, not a curated record. Bases 156 to 701 code for a protein of 181 amino acids.